UUCCAUAUUUUUCGAAUUCAGACAAAAAUCACACGAACUUCCCCAAUCCUGAAUCCAGAUUCUUCAUCAAAGUUGGAACACAGAGGAAGAAGCCAGCAAGACCCAUUUUCGUUAACAGCACAAUGGCAAUGGUUGAUGAACCACUAUACCCAAUAGCAGUUCUGAUUGAUGAGCUUAAGAAUGAUAAUAUUCAACUUAGGUUGAAUUCUAUUAGGAAACUUUCAACAAUUGCUCGCGCUCUUGGGGAGGUGCGAACACGGAACGAAUUGAUUCCUUUUCUAAGUGAGAAUAACGAUGAUGAUGACGAGGUUCUCUUGGCAAUGGCUGAGGAAUUAGGCGUGUUUAUCCCGUUUGUUGGUGGGGUUGAAUAUGCACAUAUAUUGCUACCGCCACUUGAAACUCUUUGCAUUGUUGAGGAAACAUGUGUAAGGGACAAAGCUGUUGAGUCAUUAUCUAAGAUUGGAUCUCAAAUGAAGGAAAGCAACUUGGUUGAAUAUUUUGCUCCUCUUGUGAAGAGAUUGGCAGUCGGUGAAUGGUUUACAUCCCGAAUAUCAGCUUGUGGGCUAUUUCACAUCGUGUACCCUACUGCUCCAGAAAUGUCGAAGACUGAAUUGAGAUCACUAUAUAGCCAACUAUGUCAAGAUGACCUACCUAUGGUUAGGAGGUCUGCAGCAACAAACUUAGGAAAGUUUGCUGCAACUGUCGAACCUGUUCAUUUGAAGGCUGACAUCUUAACAAUUUUUGACAAUCUUACUCAGGAUGAUCAGGAUUCUGUUCGUCUAUUAGCAGUUGAGGGAUGUACUGCAAUUGGAAAAUUACUGGAUCCAAAUGACUGUGUCGGACACAUACUCCCUGUUAUUGUGAACUUCUCCCAGGAUAAAUCUUGGCGUGUUCGUUACAUGGUUGCAAAUCAAUUAUAUGAGCUUUGUGAAGCUGUGGGGUCUGAACCCACUAGGACUGAUUUGAUUCCCGCAUAUGUGCGCUUGCUUCGAGAUAAUGAGGCGGAAGUACGUAUUGCAGCUGCCGGAAAGGUGACCAAGUUUUGCCAAAUUCUUAGUCCAGAACUUGCUAGUGAGCACAUUCUUCCCUGUGUGAAGGAACUCUCUUCAGAUUCUUCUCAGCAUGUGCGAUCUGCAUUGGCUUCAGUUAUAAUGGGAAUGGCUCCUGCUUUAGGAAAGGAUGCAACAAUUGAACAACUUCUUCCAAUAUUCCUUUCCCUUCUGAAAGACGAGUUCCCUGAUGUACGCUUGAAUGUUAUCAGCAAACUUGAUCAAGUUAAUCAGGUUAUUGGAAUUGAUCUGUUAUCUCAGUCUCUAUUGCCGGCUAUAGUUGAGCUUGCUGAGGAUAGGCAUUGGAGGGUUCGGUUAGCAAUAAUAGAGUAUAUGCCUCUGUUGGCAAAUCAACUGGGUGUAGGAUUUUUUGGUGAUAAACUUGGUGCUCUCUGCAUGCAGUGGUUACAAGACAAGGUUUACUCUAUCCGUGAUGCUGCUGCUAAUAAUUUGAUGCGCCUAGCUGAAGUAUUUGGCCCAGAAUGGGCAAUGCAGCAUAUCAUUCCACAGGUUUCUGAGAUGAGUAGUAACCCACAUUAUUUGUAUCGGAUGACAUUUCUACACACAAUAUCAUUACUGGCCCCUGUGAUGGGAUCAGACAUCACUUGCUCAAAAUUGCUACCGCUGAUUGUGGAUGCAUCAAAGGAUAGGGUACCAAACAUAAAGUUUAAUGUGGCAAAGGUGUUGCAGACCCUUAUUCCUAUUAUCGACAAAUCUGAAGUGGUGGAGAAUACAAUUCGUCCGUGCUUGAAUGAGCUCGCGGAGGAUCCAGAUGUAGAUGUGCGUUUUUAUGCUAAACAAGCACUCAAGGCAAUUGAUAAUGCCAUGAUAAUUAGCUAAAGUUGAAGAGAUAUGGUUAACAACAUUUGAUAUAGCUGCUAAAUCAGUAAAAAAAAUGCUCAUUUCAGCAUUGUUUGUAUGGUUAAUAUAGAUAAUAUUAGUGUGAAUUUAGUUUUUGGACCAAUAUUUCUUAUUUGUUGUGUAAUGCUAUGUAGUUAUGUUGCUAUAAUAUUGUUAUCCUAUGAUUCAACUGCUUGUCACAUUCUUAUAACAAUUUACUUUCAAUUAAUUCACUAAUUUGUCACAC
Messenger RNA from Impatiens glandulifera, 2136 nucleotides. Its product is annotated as serine/threonine-protein phosphatase 2A 65 kDa regulatory subunit A beta isoform-like. The transcript has 13 exons. Gene Ontology annotation, cellular component: cytoplasm; protein phosphatase type 2A complex. Gene Ontology annotation, biological process: protein dephosphorylation. Lineage: Eukaryota; Viridiplantae; Streptophyta; Magnoliopsida; Ericales; Balsaminaceae. The coding region runs from base 123 to 1889 and encodes 588 amino acids. The record is from RefSeq and is a predicted model, not a curated record. Gene Ontology annotation, molecular function: protein binding; protein phosphatase regulator activity.